Molecule: messenger RNA, 819 nt
Organism: Purpureocillium lilacinum
Lineage: Eukaryota; Fungi; Ascomycota; Sordariomycetes; Hypocreales; Ophiocordycipitaceae
Cellular component (GO): cytosol
Molecular function (GO): oxidoreductase activity
Source: RefSeq, a predicted model, not a curated record
AUGGCUUCGGCAGCGUCCAAGCGCCUCGCCGGCAAGACCAUCCUCAUCACAGGCGCAUCGUCCGGCAUUGGCCGCUCCACUGCCCUGGAGUUUGCCCGCACAAGCCCCCAAGACUUGCGCCUCGUGCUCGCCGCCCGCCGCGUGGACGCUCUCCGCGACAUCGCCGACCAGAUCCGCAACGAGGUUGGCCAGGGCGUCAAGGUUCUUCCCGCCAAGCUUGACGUCAGCAAUGCAGAUGAGGUUCGCGGCUUUGUCGCCAGUCUGCCCGAGGAGUGGAGGGACAUUCAUGUCCUCGUCAACAACGCUGGCCUCGUCAAGGGCGUGGCGCGCCCCCCGGACAUCGACGAGCAGGACAUGGAUAUUGUCUUCUCAACGAAUGUGACUGGCCUCAUCAACAUGACCCAGGCCGUUCUCCCCAUCUUCCAGAAUCGACCAGACGGUGGUCAGGGGGACAUCAUCAACGUCGGCUCCAUUGCUGGCCGAGAGGCGUAUCCCGGUGGCUCAAUCUAUUGCGCAAGCAAGGCCGCCGUCCGAAGCUUCACCGAAACCUUGAGGAAGGAGCUUAUCGCCACCAGAAUCAGGGUCAUUGAGAUCGAUCCCGGUCAAGUCGAGACUGAAUUCUCUCUGGUAAGGUUCUACGGCGACAAAGCCAAGGCCGAUGCCGUAUAUGCUGGCGUUGAACCGCUUACCCCCGACGACAUUGCCGAAGCCAUCGUCUUCACCGCCACUAGACGGGAGAACGUAGUCAUUGCCGAUACCCUCAUCUAUCCCAACCACCAGGUCAGUGUAUAUCGCCACUACGCCAUUCUGCUCGGAUAA